Molecule: messenger RNA, 3618 nt
Organism: Drosophila arizonae
Lineage: Eukaryota; Metazoa; Arthropoda; Insecta; Diptera; Drosophilidae
Gene: CASK
Product: peripheral plasma membrane protein CASK
Biological process (GO): protein phosphorylation
Molecular function (GO): protein kinase activity; protein binding; ATP binding
Source: RefSeq, a predicted model, not a curated record
UGUCGCCAGUUCUUUGCCAAUCAAUUCACGGGUCGUGUUUGUUUUAAGUUAAAAUAGGUGGAUAAAUAGCAAUAAUAAAUUAGUAACAGCAUAAAGCGAAUGUGUGCAACUAUCAAGGCAACUUCUAGCGGCAGCAUAAGAUAAAUAUAUUGGAUAUGCCACAAAAUAUAAAGCAAAAUUUUACGCAAAUUUCGGUUGUUCGGCGCUGAGAUUGGAGGGGUUUGUACCUAAGCGAACACAUCAAAUGUAUGCGGCUACAUGCGACGAAAUGAGUGUUUAGCAUCAGCGUAGCAACAACAACGACAACAACCAUCAAUAACAACGAAGCAACAACUGCAACAAGAGCAAGAACAAGAACAGAAACACACACACACACACACUCACGCACACGCACACUAACAGUUUGCUACUCGGAGGAAAGACGUAAAGUUCAUUGAAGUUUUUGGAGGUGGACGCAAGCACCAACUGUUGUUUGACCAGCAAAAGGAGCAGGAGCAGGAGCAGGAGGAGAACACCCGGGAACAUCAGUAGCAACAGCAGCCGCCGUGGUGCAGCUCAUCAAUAUUCCAAAAAGCAAUUGAGCCAGGCGGGCACAGGCAUUAAUUCAUCAAUUAUUCAAAAUGACCGAAGACGAAAUUCUCUUUGACGAUGUUUACGAACUGUGCGAGGUCAUUGGCAAAGGACCCUUCUCCAUUGUGCGCCGCUGCAUACAUAGAGAGUCCAAUCAGCAGUUUGCUGUCAAAAUUGUUGAUGUGGCCAAGUUUACGGCAAGCCCAGGACUGAGCACAGCUGAUCUGAAACGCGAAGCCACAAUAUGUCACAUGCUGAAGCAUCCGCACAUAGUCGAGCUGCUGGAAACCUACAGUUCCGAGGGCAUGCUCUACAUGGUGUUUGAGUUCAUGGAGGGCUCCGACUUGUGCUUUGAGGUUGUGCGGCGCGCUGUGGCGGGCUUCGUCUACAGCGAGGCGGUGGCUUGUCAUUAUAUGCGCCAGAUAUUGGAGGCGUUACGAUAUUGCCAUGAGAACGAUAUACUACAUAGAGAUGUGAGACCCGCUUGUGCACUUUUGGCGACAGUGGAUAACUCGGCGCCAGUGAAGCUGGGUGGCUUCGGCUCGGCGAUACAGUUGCCGGGCACACGGGAAACCAUAGAAACACAUGGACGCGUCGGCUGUCCGCACUAUAUGGCGCCAGAGGUGGUCACAAGGCGUCUGUAUGGCAAGGGCUGCGAUGUUUGGGGUGCUGGUGUAAUGCUGCACGUUCUGCUCUCGGGCAGGCUGCCGUUUUUGGGCUCUGGUGUUCGACUGCAGCAGUCGAUAGCACGCGGAAGGUUAUCGUUUGAGGCACCAGAGUGGAAAUCUAUUUCGGCCAAUGCAAAGGAUCUAGUCAUGAAAAUGCUCGCUGCAAAUCCACAUCACAGACUAUCUAUAACCGAGGUGCUAGAGCAUCCCUGGAUACGUGAUCGCGACAAAUUACAGCGCACGCAUCUGGCGGAGACAGUUGAGGAAUUGAAGCGCUAUAAUGCGCGACGCAAGCUUAAAGGCGCUGUCCAGGCCAUUGCUGGGGGCACUAACAUGGAUCCACUGUAUUCAACGGAUGCGGAUAUGCCCAUUGCUGGUGCUCCGGAUGAGUGGGCAGACGAAGAGGCGGGGAUUGAGGCGGUUCAGCGUAUAUUGGACUGCCUGGAUGACAUAUAUUCACUGCAGGACGCGCAUGUGGAUGCGGAUGUGUUACGCGAUAUGCUACGAGAUGUUCGCCUACAGCAGUUUCUCCAGCUUUUCGAUCGCAUCAGCUCCACGGUCAUCACGACAAAUGGCCGGGCGCCUAGCGCCGAGGCUGUUGCGCGCAGUCGCGAUGUCCUGGAGCAGUUGUCUUCGGUUGGCGUCAGUGCUGGCAAUAAGUAUGCCAAGGAUGAGCUGAUGCAGCUGCUCGCAUCGCCGCAUAUGCAGGCUUUGCUGCAUACCCACGAUGUUGUUGCCCGGGACGUGUACGGCGAGGAGGCGCUGCGCGUCACUCCACCGCCAAUGGUGCCCUUCCUCAAUGGCGACGAGCUGGACAACGUUGAGGGCGGCGAACUGCAGCAUGUGACACGCGUACGCCUGGUGCAGUUCCAAAAGAACACCGACGAGCCCAUGGGCAUCACGCUUAAAAUGACAGAGGACGGACGCUGCAUUGUGGCGCGCAUCAUGCACGGCGGCAUGAUACACAGACAGGCCACACUGCACGUGGGCGACGAGAUACGAGAGAUCAACGGUCAGCCGGUGCAGCAUCAGUCAGUGGGUCAAUUGCAACGAAUGCUGCGCGAGGCACGCGGUUCGGUUACCUUUAAAAUAGUUCCUUCUUACCGUAGCGCACCACCACCCUGUGAGCUUUUCAGGAUAAGACCUGCUCCAGUGCUUAUUUUCGUUCGUGCACAGUUCGAUUAUAAUCCGCUGGAUGAUGAGCUUAUACCGUGUGCCCAGGCAGGCAUUGCAUUCCAAGUAGGCGACAUACUGCAGAUCAUCAGCAAGGACGAUCAUCAUUGGUGGCAGGCGAGAAUUGAUACGGUGGGCGGUUCGGCGGGUCUGAUACCAUCACCAGAGCUACAGGAAUGGCGCAUUGCUUGUCAGACCGUUGAUAAGACCAAGCAGGAGCAGGGAGAGCCGGGUGCUGGAUGUUCCGCUCACGCAGAUGGGUGUGAUGGAUCAGCAGUGAACUGUUCCAUAUUCGGGCGCAAGAAGAAGCAAUGUCGAGACAAGUACUUGGCCAAACACAACGCCAUAUUCGAUACGCUCGAUGUGGUCACAUACGAAGAGGUUGUCAAAGUGCCAGUUGGUGAUCCGAACUUUCAGCGCAAGACUUUGGUGCUAUUAGGCGCACAUGGCGUGGGUAGGCGGCAUAUUAAAAAUACAUUAAUAUCAAAGUAUCCCGACAAGUACGCUUAUCCCAUACCACAUACAACGAGACCUGCUAAGCCCGAGGAGGAAAACGGACGCAGCUAUUACUUUGUUUCACAUGACGAAAUGAUGGCCGACAUUGGUGCCAACGAGUACUUAGAAUAUGGCACUCAUGAGGACGCCAUGUAUGGCACCAAGUUGGACACCAUUCGACGCAUACAUACCGAAGGCAAAAUGGCCAUACUAGACGUGGAGCCGCAGGCGCUUAAAAUACUUCGCACUGCUGAGUUCACGCCAUAUGUGGUGUUUAUUGCGGCACCGUCGCUGCAGAACAUUGCAGAUUACGAUGGUAGCUUAGAGCGUUUGGCUAAGGAAUCGGAUAUGCUGCGUCAACUGUAUGGGCAUUUCUUUGACUUGACCAUUGUGAACAACGACAUUAGCGAGACGAUUGCUACGCUGGAAUCGGCCAUUGAUCGGGUGCACACUACACCCCAAUGGGUGCCCGUGUCUUGGCUCUACUGACAAGACAGUGAGCUGGAAUGUCCCGACUGUCUCGAUGGCUGCGAUUGUGAGUGGGAUGCAUACACACAGGCGUCCAACGUGGCGCUAUACUGAGGACAAAUACAGAUACCAUUAAAGUAUUAAAAGGCACAAAUGCAACACAACAAACAUACAUCUACACACACUCACACAUAAUGAAGGCGACAGACGCCUGGCGUCCGCUAACAUUACACACAAAUAUAUA